UCUCAGUCGCCGCACGCAAACUCGGCGAGCUCGACGAGUACAGACUUGGCGAGCGCGUCAGCUCCGGGACCUGCAGGUUCAGCCCAGCAGAGUCACAGCUCGACUUCCGGCUUCUCCUCCGGCACCAGUGAGCCUUCUCCUCUUACCCUCGGCCCCUCGCAGGCUUCACGGAUGGGCUUCAGCCCUCACCCAGGGUUCCCCCCAGGCGUCACGGGCACCCCCACACGAGUAGCAGCCUUGAGGCAACAGGGCUCGAUUGCCCCAGGCAGCCCGCGAACAAUGUCUCCUGUACCUAGCGGCUCCAACCCAGGGACUCCCAGGAUGAUUCCUCAGGCCUCUCCCUCGGAUGUCGCUCAGACGCCGAGAGCCGAGCUCUCAGUCUUCUGCUCGCUUCCUAGCGGGUUGUCGGAAGAGGUGGACAAGCUGGAGAUUCAGCUGAGGAUGGCUCGGAAUGAGCUCAAGGAGCUGCAGGUGAGUCACAAGAGUAGAUUGUAGUGUAAAAUAGGCGUGUGAACAAGGCGUGGUGACUUGAGGGCUGGGGCAGGCAAAAUCAUUCGAUGCGCUUGUGAACAGGAAGAGAGCUGAGUUCAACGUUCUUUCUGCCGAGCUUGAGCUCGAGAUUGCAGACGAAGUCUACAAAAAGAUUCAAGAGAAACUGGACGAACUUCAAUAUGAAGCUUUGAAUUCAUGAAUGAAAUUU
Molecule: messenger RNA, 700 nt
Organism: Guillardia theta CCMP2712
Lineage: Eukaryota; Cryptophyceae; Pyrenomonadales; Geminigeraceae
Exons: 10
Coding region: 172-495 (107 amino acids)
Source: RefSeq, a predicted model, not a curated record